UACUUCGUUAUUUAUCGUUACUCUUCGUUAUAGCUCGUCCCCUCCUGACGGAUGCAUAUUAUCCAUAGCAACCAACAUGGCAGAUGUUUGGGUUGGAGGGGAAACCGGAAUUUUAAAAGGAGUUGAUUUGAACAAAAAAACAUUUCAAAACUAUGGUGAUAUUGCAAAUGCUGAAAAAGAAGUUGAUGAAAUCUGUCGAAUGUGUUGGUUUGAUGACGAAGAGAGAAAAAUUUGUAUGGGCAUUAGAUCUGGAGUUUGUAAAAUUUUUGAUGUGGAUGUGGGAGAUUUUAUUGAUGAGAGAAAGUGCUUUGAUCAAAGUGAUGGACGCAUUGUGGGAUUAGACAGAAAUGAAAGAGCUUUGAUGGUUUGCUGUGAAAAUGGAAUCAUGAGAAUAUUUCAUGAUUCUAGUGAAGCCAAGACAGAUGUAAAAGUGGGCAGCCAUAUUGCUCGAAUGAGAAUAAAUCCAUUUGAAAAAUGUCAAGUUGCCACUGGUGGUAACGAAAAUGUACUUAAACUGUGGGAUCUUAACAGACCUGAAAAACCAUUGUUUAAAGCCAAAAAUGUUCGUAAUGAUCACUUGGAUUUGCAGGUUCCUGAAUAUGUUAAAGACAUUGCAUUCCUCUCGUCCCCAGGCUCCCUCCCAAGAAUCAUCGUUGCAAAUAUUUAUCAUAAACUACGUGUUUAUGAUCCAGAAGCUCAAAAACGUCCUGUACUUGAUUUUAGUUACGAAGAAUCACCGAUAACUUGUGUUGCCCUUCCAUCGCAUGAACGAUUUGUUGUAGUUGGCAAUGCUCUUGGUGAAAUGGCUGCAAUCGAUAUAAGAAAUGGCAAAAAUCUUGGUUCGUUUAAAUUCUUUUCUGGUACCAUUAAUGACAUUUAUUGUCAUCGUUCUGAGCCACUGGUCGCCUCUUGUGGUCUGGAUAGAUUUCUUCGUGUUCAUCACAUGGAAUCUCGAAAACUUCUCAACAAGAUUUAUAUGAAAUCGCGAUUGAAUUCAGUUUUGUUUUCGAAAAAUGCUAAGAAGUCUGGCGAGAAAGCUAAUUUGGGCAAAAGAAAACAAGACAAGGAGAUUGGGGACGACUACGACGGUGACGAAGAUGACAUCUGGAGAAAUAUGAGUGUUGUAAAAGAUGAUGUUAUCGAGAAAAAGACUAAACCUAGCGGUGGUAAUGAGGAUAGAGAGGGAUAAAGUGCUUAAUACCUUCAAAACUUUUACCACGUCUGGCCUAAAAUAGCAUAACUUUAAUGUAGACAGUAUUUUAAAGUAGAUAAAUGCCAUUUAGCUGUAGCGCAAACUUUGUUGUGGACCUUAUUUUACGGAAAAGUUUAAGAGAACCCUGUCUUCCUAACAGCUUUCCCAUUGAACUUCAUUUGCAUAUAACGAAAUACAUUGUGAUUUAGAAAUGGAGUAACUUGAUGAUGAUAAAGUAAUAAUUAUUUUUAUACUUAAAAAAAUUAUAAAUAAUUAAUAUAGUUCUCUAUCUUUCUAACGAAACAUGUAAUUAUAAAUGAAAUAAAUGUAAAUGUUAAUGUUUA
Molecule: messenger RNA, 1536 nt
Organism: Xenia sp. Carnegie-2017
Lineage: Eukaryota; Metazoa; Cnidaria; Anthozoa; Malacalcyonacea; Xeniidae
Product: WD repeat-containing protein 74-like
Exons: 10
Coding region: 77-1189 (370 amino acids)
Biological process (GO): ribosomal large subunit biogenesis
Cellular component (GO): nucleolus; preribosome, large subunit precursor
Molecular function (GO): protein binding
Source: RefSeq, a predicted model, not a curated record